Messenger RNA from Sparassis crispa, 2586 nucleotides. RefSeq lists its product as hypothetical. NCBI's taxonomy places the organism in Eukaryota, Fungi, Basidiomycota, Agaricomycetes, Polyporales, Sparassidaceae. The transcript has 5 exons. The record is from RefSeq and is a predicted model, not a curated record. Bases 1 to 2586 code for a protein of 861 amino acids. Gene Ontology annotation, biological process: regulation of DNA-templated transcription; DNA-templated transcription. Gene Ontology annotation, molecular function: DNA binding; zinc ion binding; DNA-binding transcription factor activity, RNA polymerase II-specific.
AUGCCGCAAGUGCAGGCUUCAAGCGACGGUGGUAAGGUCAAGCAGACCAGGCGCAGGCAGCGUCUCAGCUGCGUAGAGUGCACGAAACGGCGCCAGAAAUGCGACAGACAGAUUCCCUGCGGACUCUGCACCACCCGCGGCAUCGCACACCUCUGUCGCUGGGAGCCCAUCGUCGUCCGCCCAACGCCCCAGCGUCCUCCCGUCAUGCCCUCUUCCGCUGCCUCGGACACCAUCCAAGCCCUCUCCACCCGCAUCGCCGUCCUCGAGCAAACCCUACUCCGCCAGAACAUCCAGCUCUCAACCGGCUACGAUUGCAACUCCCCGAGCAACUCUACCCUCGAUCAGCAACCUUCUUCCCUCGACAAGCCCGAGGUCCCCAUCCCCACAGGCACCGGCGCUGCCGGUGAGAAUGCAGACUCCGAGGGGCCCCGAGCCCUCUACGACUUCAACGUGCAGGUAGCCGCCGUAGCCCUCGCACAGCUUUCGCUUGCCCCACGCGAAGAGUACAUCGGCGCCGGCACCAUUCUAUGUGCUCUCCACAAGCUCGGAGAACCCGAGACAUGGCGCUUCCCCUACUCCCGAUCGACCUCCAUGACCAGCCCCGUAUCCUUGUCUCACUCAUGCGGCGUGCAUCCAUUCUCCGCGCCCAUGCGCGGCCUGCUCUCCGGUCUUCCCCCUCGCGGGCACGUCGACGAGCUGCUCGACGCCUACUUCGAGGGCCGCAACUGGGAGUUCGGCCUACCUGAGAACUGGUUCCGCGGCGCCUGCCACAAGAUGUGGCGCCACCUCGAGGUGCGCUGCCCCGGCCCCCACUGCCUCGCACCCGGCGCGUGCAUGGCAUGCGCAGAGGAGAUUAACCCCCACUGGCUGGUGCUCUUAUUCGCCGUCCUCGCCCUCUCCCCACGGAACCGGGCAAACGACGGCGCGAGUUUCUGCAGCAGCGCGCUCGCCGCCCGCCGGCUGGUCGAGGACAUCCUGCUCGCCGUGCCUGCGUAUUCCAUGUCGGAGAGCAGCGUGCACGGCGCCGUGUUCACUUGCAUCGGCACCGCGCUCCUCGCCGCCUAUCACGCUGACCGCGGCCGCGUGAGCGAGGCGUGGAAGUUGGCGGGGAUCGGCAUGCGGAGCGCGCAGGCAAUGGGUCUCCACCGCGACCCCGGGUGGCGGAAGUGGGAGACCAUGGGCAAGGAGGAAUCCGAGCUGCGGCUGCUCGGCUGGUGGAGCCUCUGGAUCUCUGAUCGUAUAUACUCGUUCAUUCUCGGGAGACCAAUGAUGGCCCACAAGGGGAGCUUCGACGUGACGCUCCUCCCAGGUCCGGUGCACAGCGACGGAUUCCCAAAUCCGAAUGCGCCUUAUCUGCAGGCGUUCAUCCAGCUGUGCGAGAUUAUAGGCGAGGGCGCUGACAAGUGCCUCGGCAUCCAAGCACCCUCAUACGCUACGGUCCUGGAGUUCGAUCACCGCUUCCGGACGUGGCUCGCUCAGCUGCCUGCAGAACUGCAAUGGCACAACUUGAAGCAAAAUUCGCCCAGUCCGUUCGAGCACGAGCCUGUGCGUUCGCCUCGGUGCCUCUCGAUCGCCGAACGCAGCCUCAACUACCAGCGGCACACGCUCGCUGCAUACUACCUCGGCGGACUCAUGAACAUCCACCGCCCGUACUUGAUGCACCCGCCGCCGAUUCUCCCUCCGCCCGCCGGCCUCGCGCGCAGCAGCAUGCAGCUCAACCCCAGCCGGGAGCGGUGCAUAGAACUCGCGCAGGAGCUCGUUCACACGCUCUGUGCCGCACAUGCCGCGACCCCCGAGUGGGCGUCCUCCGCGCCCGCGAUGAUCUUCCAAUAUUCGUACUUUGUGUUCGACGGCGCUGUCGCGCUCGCGGGGGCGCUCUCGCAGACGCCGCCGCACCCGCGCGCGGAGGAAUGUCUUGAUCUCAUGGACCGCGCCUUGCGGAUGCUCGAGGCGUGUGUUGCCGCCGCCGAGGGAAUGUAUGACGGCGAGGGCGAGAUUGCCAAGCGUGCCAUCACCGUACUCGAGGCGCUACGCAAGGCCGGUGGAUGGGGCCGCGCGGAGCAACAUCCUUGUUCGGGCGAGAGCGGUGGGGAUUACGGCUCACCGGAACAUAGCCACCAGCACAGUCCCGGCGGGGAGAGCGUUGCGGAGUCGAGUAGCUCGGACCCGUCCUCCGUGCAUUCGCUCAGCUCGAGCUACUACCACUCGCCGACGUCGUCCUUCCCACCCAACCUCCCCGCGGGACCCCCGCAGCCGCAGCCGCAGCCGACCUCCAUCCCGUACCUGACCACACCGAUGCAUGGGUUCGCGCCCCACCCCGUUAUGCAGGUGCCCACACACAUGCAAGUGCAGCCAUCGAUGGGGCUGCCCUCGCCGUACGCGGAGACGUACAGCCCCCCGCUAUUCGGCACCGGAAGUGGUGCGGGUCUUGGCCUCGGGCCGGGGCCCAAGGCGAGUGCGCAGACCAUGAUGAUGCCGUUCGAGAUGCUGCAGGGGAGCGGCGAGUUCGACGUCGAGUGGGUGCGCCUCGCGGGCAUGGAGAACUGGCAGAACGGCGGCGCGGGGUUCUUGCCUCCUAAUACGUGA